CGCAAAUUGUGCAACUUGCUCUCUCUCUCUCUCUCUCUCUGUGUGUCGUGUCGUGUUUGAGAAGACGAAAGAGUCAGUCGGAGAGAGAGAGAAAGAUCGGAGGAUGAGUGCCGAAGAUUUCCAAAAGAAGGUUUCCAUCGCCGGAGAAAUCGAAAUCGAUAUCAAAUGUGGCGGUUCCGCCGGCGAUUCUAGUAGCUCCACGGUGGGCUCUAGCGUGGCCGCCUCUCAAACCCUGGUUCUGCUUCGGAGUCUGCUGGAGAUUCAGCAGCGUCGAGCUCUGGCUUACGCUAAGCUCAAAAGUGGAUUCUCAGAGUAUGUGGAGUCUGGUGCUGAAGCACUUUAUCAGAAGCUGUGCAGUGAGAUUACAGCUGAGUUCAGUGAAUGUUCCAAACAAGUGCGAGAAAUGGAAUCUCUGUUUCUGAAACCAGAAUUUGGAAGAGCUGAUCUUGCUCAACUGCUCCUCGACAUUCAAAGUCAAGAGAAGCAGAAAUUGCAUCUGACCGUUACAAUACAGGUUCUGAAGAAGGCAGGGAGACCGUCAGAACGAAUGCUAACACAUGAGAACUGCAAGUUCAAGAAGCCGAUGCAGCACGAGUGUGUGCAUCUUCAUGAGAUUACUGAAGCUGCAGGAACAGAGGAAGCAGAAGCUGAUGCAGAGUUUGAUAACGCUUUGAAAGAAGCCAUUAGAGGGGUGCAAGACGCUGUAACUAGCAUCAAUGAGUAUUUAGAAGACAUUCGGUACGAGAUUGAAGCCCUUGAAGCUGAGUAGUUCCAAAUCCAUCACUUCUUUACCUUUCUACAGAAAACUUGCAGUGUUAAAAGCUUGGUUAAUUAUUAGCUUUAUAAGAUAUUUAGAAAUUGUGAAAGAUGUGAAAAUGGAAUUUGUUUUCCUAAAGUUUAAUAUCUUUUGGUAACCAGACAAUAUGUGGGCUUUUGUUCAUACUAAUCUCAAUCUAUUUACGACGGA
Messenger RNA from Camelina sativa (false flax), 967 nucleotides. RefSeq lists its product as uncharacterized. Lineage: Eukaryota; Viridiplantae; Streptophyta; Magnoliopsida; Brassicales; Brassicaceae. The record is from RefSeq and is a predicted model, not a curated record.